Molecule: messenger RNA, 2358 nt
Organism: Penicillium cosmopolitanum
Lineage: Eukaryota; Fungi; Ascomycota; Eurotiomycetes; Eurotiales; Aspergillaceae
Product: Mcm10/DnaG-type zinc finger protein
Exons: 1
Coding region: 1-2358 (785 amino acids)
Biological process (GO): DNA replication initiation; DNA replication
Cellular component (GO): replication fork protection complex; nucleus
Molecular function (GO): DNA replication origin binding; single-stranded DNA binding
Source: RefSeq, a predicted model, not a curated record
AUGCAACACCGCCGAGAACUUCAACCAUCUCCCUUGAAACGCUCCAACACCACUCCUAAUUUCCGAUCAAAAGCUAGUCAAGUCUUGGAUGAAGGCGAAGACGAAGUUGAAGAUGACGGAGAGGAAGAAGACGAAGAGACCCUUCAAUUGCGACUGGCCGAAAUCCAGGCUCGUCUCAAGCUAAAGCAACUGCAGAAGAGCCGAGGCCGAUCCGACAGUGCGACUUCUUACAUCGAAGAGGGCGAGAGUAGGCGCACUCGGCCAGCCUCUGCACUUGCUUCAUCUUCACGGCCCCUCUCCCAUUUUUCCGAGCUGAGAAGCCCACAAAAUAAACAGCAGAAAGCACGCACCGAUGAAGUUCAGGUUCCGGUGUCGCCUCAAAAGCGAGAAGCUCCCGCGCCAGAGCCUUGGUCUCCGCGAAGGUACCAGAUGGGCAUUGACAAAGGCUGGAAGGCAAACGAUGUGUCGCUUAAGCGACCCCCGCGGCCAACGAGCCAACUCGGAACGAGAAGUGGCGCAAUAUCCCGUCCUGCCGAUGUUUACUCGCCCAGGCCACAAACAUCGCCCGGGGGUGGAGGGAUAAACAGAAUAAAAAGUUUCAGUGAGCGCAUGGCGGAAGGUCGAGCCUCGGAGAAGUCUCGCCUAGAGCGAGCAGAGAGAGCGGAGAGAGUCCAGGCAAACCGAAGCUCAGCAUUCCAGCUGAAUGAAGCUGAGGUUGAAGCAUUCAAGAUCGCGGCUGCAAAUGAAAUGCCACCACCUGCACAAUCUACUCAUCGGCAACCGGAAGUGCAACAGUUUAGCCGCGAGGAAAUCAUGCAGUCUCUUGCGAAACCCGGAGGCAUAAAACGAAGCCAAACAACUCCUAAUCUGAAAGAUCCCACCGGGUCGAACAAAAAGCCAUCUAACGUGCGUCAUCAUUUUACACAAUCAGGAAGGACAUCGCCAUACAAAGAUCUCAGUCAAGAUGAACAAGCUGCUGGAGAAGCUACCAACCAACCAGACUCUUCUAAAUUCGAAUCUUACUCCGGCAUGCACCUGACAAACCGCAUUCUACCUCAUUCUUUCUUGAGCCGCAACUUGAGUGACAAAAAGGUUCUUCGUAUACCCGAUCUACUAAAGAUGGUCAAGGCACCAUCCUUCGAGCUUCCCGAGGAGAUUGAUACGGACUUUGUCGUGUUUGGGAUACUUGCAUCAAAGUCUGAUCCGAGGCAGAUCAAGACACCGGCAAACAGCACCAAGAAGGAGGUGGAUCCCUACGACGAGGGACACAAUAAUACCGAUAAAUAUCUGGUCUUGACUCUGACCGAUCUGAAAUGGACUAUCGAUCUCUUUCUCUUUGAAACCGCCUAUACUCGCUACUACAAAAUGUCGGAGGGGACUCUCGUUGCGAUUCUUAACCCUACGAUCAUGCCCCCUCCAAAGCAUAAGUUGGAUACAAACCGGUUUAGUUUGUCUUUGAAUUCUUCAGACGAUAAAGUUUUGGAGAUUGGUUAUGCUCGGGACAUUGGCUACUGCAAGGCCGUACGGAAGGAUGGCAAGAAUUGCCAAUCCUGGCUGGAUGCGCGGAAAACUGAAUUUUGUGAAUUUCACGUUGACAUUCAAGUGCGGCGCACUCAGGGCAAGCGCAUGGGAGUCAACUCCAACACGGGUUAUGGCCCCGGUGGUCGAUCGGGCUCACGGAUCGUAGACGCGGUGGAUAAUUGCAGUGGCUCCAACCCUACGAGCUAUCGAAGAUCUUCGAUGGGUCGAGAUCCUGACUCCAAGAAAGACUUGAAAACCCCCGGCGCCCAAUAUGAUGGAGAAUCCCAGUCACUUUAUUACGUGGCGCCAGCUGCCAAUCGCGGUAGUCGUACAUCAUACCAUCAUGGCGCUGCGAACGGAUCGGCAGCGGCCCUGAUUGACGCUCAUGACGACCCAUUCCUUGCUUCGGGCAUGAUAGGGCGCGGCCAGGAGAGCAAGGAACAACGAAUGCGGCGACGCUUGGCCACUCAGAAGCGUGAACUUGACAUCACACGCAGGCUUGUCACAAAUCGUGCUGGCCCUGGUGCAGAUUAUCUUCGAACCCGAACUGGUAACGAGGCUUCUCAAGAAGGCGAGACGCCAAGCACACCAAAGUCUCAACCCGCAGAUCAUGGUUUCAACCUUUCUACCCUGGGAAUGGCAAAGAAUGUUCGGUUGAGCCCGCAGAAGCGUGCUCAUGGCAAACCACAUGGAAGCGGCGUCAAGAAAACUCGGUUCAUCACGUCAAAGGGAAUUAGAGAGGCUGGGCGAGAAAGCUUAGGAGCUGGAGCUGAGGCAGCCCAAGGAGGAAGACGGGUUUUGUCAGAUGAUGACGAUGAUGAACUGGAUAUUAUUUGA